Molecule: messenger RNA, 1524 nt
Organism: Rubroshorea leprosula
Lineage: Eukaryota; Viridiplantae; Streptophyta; Magnoliopsida; Malvales; Dipterocarpaceae
Source: the annotation of a GenBank genome assembly
CACUCUUAUCGUUUUCCCAUUCUUAUUUCUUUCACUACCCCACAAUUUGUACGGCUGCGGAAACAGAUUCCUUCCGCACGUCUCCUGAGGAAAAAGGAGUGAAGGAAAGGAAGGGAAAGGAUGGUUCCUGCCACGUGCGCUUCGGCUUCCGUCACCGAGAGCUCCGCCACGAGUGGCGGUGUGGAGCAGCGCGGUGCUGGUGAGAUCAUGCUGUUCGGUGUGAGAGUGGUGGUGGAUUCGAUGAGGAAGAGUGUUAGUUUGAACAAUUUGUCUCAGUACGAGCAACCUCAGGAAUCCGGCAAUAACAAUAACAAAUAUAAUAGUACCAAGGAAGACGCUGUUGCCGGUGGCUAUGCGUCCGCCGAUGAUGCUGUUCCUCACUCCACCGGAACUCGCGAGCGCAAGCGAGGAGUGCCAUGGACGGAGGAAGAGCACAAGCUGUUCUUGAUAGGUUUGAGCAAAGUAGGGAAAGGAGACUGGAGAGGAAUCUCUAGAAACUUCGUCAAGACUCGAACGCCAACUCAAGUGGCUAGCCACGCUCAGAAAUACUUCCUCCGGCGAAGCAAUCUUAACCGCCGACGGCGCAGAUCUAGCCUCUUUGAUAUCACCACGGAUACAGGAACGGCAAUUCCAAUGGAAGAAGAGGCUAAUCCCCAAGAAAACACAACUCAGUCACAUACGUUGCUACAUCCGGCACCAGAAACCAACAACAUUAGUGGAUUUUCCAUUAUUCCAGCUUUUCCUAUGACUGUGAAUCCUGUUGUUUUCCCGGUCUCUAUUGAGAAUCCAAUGGAAAACCUAUCUUUAUGCCAAGGCAAUCAAUUAAAUAACGGAGCAAAAAGGCCCAUCCGCCCAGUUCCUGUUUUCCCAACUCAGCAGGCCCCAACUGUUUCCGAGAUUAACUUGAAUUCCAAAGCAAAUAUGGAUCCAUCAUCAUUGUCACUCAAGCUCUCCUUGACAUCCGAUCAGAGGGAUUCUCCGUCAAGGCAUUCGGCGUUUCAGGUGAUGCCAAGUUUCAACAAUGGAGAUAGGAAUAGCAUCAUGGGUGUUGCUUGAGGAGGAUGCACAAGGUUGGAAUGAAAGGAGCAUAAUUAGAGAAAAUUGGGUUAGACAAGAUAAGGUGAUUAGGAGGCUCAAUUUGAACCGUUGUUUAAUGUACAGAACAGAAAAGAAAACGUCAUGUCUUGCUGCCUUUUGUUGCUUGCUUCUGCUAUUAUCUUAGAUUCUUGUUCAUUUGUCUGUUCUUACUAGCUAGUAGCUAAUAUAAUUGAAAAUAACAAGACCCUGUUUAUUUCUGGUAUUGGUGGGUCUGCUCUAUCUCUAUGAUUGUGAUUUCCAGUGGUUUUCAAAGCUUUAUGGAUGAAAAUAUCAAAGCUGGACUAGUGGUAGGGAAACAUUUGUCUUCCUCCUUUAUUAGAUGGACACUUCCUAUGAUGUUUAUGUAUGUUGUCUCGAAAAGAGUCUUCGUUAAAUUGUACUAUGUGUGGUUGUGGUGGUAAUGUCUAGUCCGUGUAGCAUUGGGCA